AUGGCUAGUGUACAGUCUGGAAUUCCAUUCCGUCAGCGUAAAAAGACUGGUAUAACAGAUGUUAAAAGGAAAUCAAAUUUAGAGAAUGAAAAUCUUACAAAUAUUAAACCACAAAAAAGACGCCUUUCAAAAACCUUAAAGGCUUAUGACAAUGACUGUACACCAAACAAAGUUGGCAGAUUGAACAGUAUUACUAAUGAAUUAAACCAGAGCUUGGAAGAUGACACAUUACUUGAAAAGCCAAUUUCACCUUUGAAGAGGUUGACUAGCCGAGAGAAAGAAAUCAAAUUUCUUGAGGACUUUUUGAUAGAUCAUCUUGACAAUGAGAAAUCUGCAUCAUUAUAUAUAUCAGGACAGCCUGGUACUGGGAAGACAGCCUCUUUGUCAUAUAUUUUACAAUUAGACAAGAUCAAGCAAGGGUUCAAACAAGUAUAUAUCAACUGUACUAUGAUGAAGUCAGCUUCAAGUAUUUACACACGGAUAUGUAAUGAGCUUCAUAUAAAGACUUCGGGGACAUCAGAGAAAGCGUGUUUGACGGCUAUUGAAAAGUAUUUUAACAAAAAACAUAAAAUGAUCCUCCUAGUACUAGACGAAAUAGAUCAACUAGACAGUAAGAGGCAAUCUGUAUUAUACACAAUAUUUGAGUGGCCGGCUCAGGACUAUGGGAUAGUGCUUGUGGGUGUUGCGAAUGCCCUAGACUUAACCGAGAGAACAUUGCCUCGGUUACAAGCCAGGUGCUCUUUGAGGCCACAAACAUUGCACUUUGCUCCGUACACAAAGGAGCAGAUAAUCAAUAUUUUCACCGAAGUCUUGGCUAGUGAGGAUCGGACUAAUGUGUUUUCGGGUCCGGCUUUGCAGUUGUUAGCAGCUAAAAUUGCAGCCGUAUCGGGCGACAUGAGACGAGCUUUAGACAUCGGUCGACGGGUCGUAGAACUCGCCAGACGAAAUAAAUUUGGAGAAAGUAAAUCUGUUGACGCCAUGUUAAGUGAUUCCACGGUUACUGUUGAACUAAAGCAAGUGUUACAAGUACUCAAUGAUGUCUAUGGAGGUUCGAGUAAAAUUAACACAGAGGUUGGAGACCAAAUGCCAAUGCAACAGAAGUUAAUACUCUGCAGCAUCAUCAUGCUGAAGGGCAAGAAUAAAGAAAUCUUGCUUGGGAAGCUGCAUGAUGUUUAUAAAAAGGUGGCCACAUCUCGCAACAUAGCCUCAUUGGAUCUCAGUGAGUUGUGUAGUGCCUGUGGGUUAUUGGAAUCGCGUGGGGCUUUACGAAUCAUCGGAACUGGUGGGGCAAGAUCCCGAAAACUUAGACUUAACUGGGACGAGACCGAGUUAACCGCAGCUCUCGCUGAUAAACCUCUUAUGGCAGCUAUAUUGGCGGAUAAGACUCAUUUCUCGUAG
Pieris macdunnoughi is the source of this 1398-nucleotide messenger RNA. The record is from the annotation of a GenBank genome assembly. Lineage: Eukaryota; Metazoa; Arthropoda; Insecta; Lepidoptera; Pieridae.